Messenger RNA from Diceros bicornis minor, 3150 nucleotides. It is a transcript of the gene CCDC87, whose product is annotated as coiled-coil domain containing 87. The coding region runs from base 50 to 2626 and encodes 858 amino acids. Lineage: Eukaryota; Metazoa; Chordata; Mammalia; Perissodactyla; Rhinocerotidae. The record is from RefSeq and is a predicted model, not a curated record. The transcript has a single exon.
UAACCGCUUGAGCGCCUCUGCUGGGACCGCCGGCGCCACCAGCGCUGAGAUGGAGCCGUAUAAACCGGAGCCAGAGCUCCAGCGGUUUUACCACCGGUUGCUGCGUCCGCUAUCGCUCUUCCCCCGCAGGGCGACGCGCCCAGAGUCUCAGAAGCCCCUCCCGCAGGAGGUCCCGUUGCUGCUGCCCCUGCCGGUCUCGCGGCUGACGGCGGCGUCGCUGUGCCGCCAGGUGGCCGAACGGCUGGCCAGCAGCGGGCUGGCGGCGCGGCUGCCUCCCGAGGGCCGACUCCGUUUCACCGAGGUCAUCCUGGACGAGCUAAAGUGCAGCUGGCGGGAGCCUCCCCCCGAACCUAGUCUGAGCCACUUGAACAACCAGAGGCUGCGGAAGCGGCUCCAGGUCUACGUGCUGCUCAGCAGCGAGCAGCUCUUCUUACGCUACCUGCACCUGCUGAAGACCAUGUCGACCCCCGCAGCUGUCUUCACGGAAUCCGCCACGCUCACCCGGUUGGCCGCCAGCCUCGCCAGGGACUGCACGGUCUUCCUCACCAGCCCCGAGGUCUACCGUGGCCUGCUCGCCGACUUCCGCGCGCUGCUGAAGGCGGAGCAGGCCCAGGGCGGCGUGCACAGACUGCGUCCCCACCACCCGACCGUGGCUUUCAAGCUCUCCCCAACCUUAUGGCAUCACAGCACCGGCUUCACCCAAGUGCCGUGCUCCGGCCUCAACCUGAACUAUCUCAUCCAACUCAGCCGCCCGCCGGAGUUUCUCAGUGAGCCUGGAUCGGAUCCAGUGAAGGAAUUGAAGUCUAUACCCCAGCUGAAGACGACAAAGCCUGUCCGCUGGCUGACCUCCAUGCAAAAGAGGAGAGAAAGCGACUUCAGUUCCCCACAGUUUGUGAGGUACUCUCAGGCUCCCUCCAGCGAGGCUCCCCCCACCUCCCACUUGCCCUUCUACUCCCAGCCCCGGAGGGGCCAGUCCUUGCCCUCUUUGCGUGAGGGGUGGAAGCUAGCAGAUGAGUUGGGUCUUCCUCUGCUCCCCCCUCGCCCCUUAACCCCGUUGGUCCUGGUUGCAGAGAGCAAACCAGAGCUGGCAGGGGACACGGUGGCUGAGGACCUGAAGCAGAUGACGAAGAACUUGAAAUUGGAGCGGACUCGCUGCUCACCGCUGGACUCAGGCCUGCCCCCACUCCUGGGGGCCCUGACUCGCCGUCCAGCUGCAGCACAUCGCGUGGAAGAGCUGCAGAAAAUGUUGAAGGGCCUCGAGGAGGAAGAAGCCUCUGGGCAGUCGGGCCCCCAGUCCCCUAACUCCCCUCCACUUCACCCACAGCCAGCGACUGUUACUCUGAAGCUAAGAAAUCAGGUCGUGGUCCAGGCAGCUGCUGUCCGGGUCUCUGAGAGAAACUUUUUGGACUCCUUCCACGUUGAGGGGGCAGGAGUCCUAUACAACCACCUGGUUGGUGAACUGGAACCCAAACUUAUCGAGGAAAUGGAUAUUGAUCGCUUCGUUGGCAGUAGCAUCAGGGAAGUCUACAAGGAGUUGAUGAGCCGUGUCUCUACUGACCACUUGUCUUUUAACCGGGGACCGCUGGUUGAGCCUGCAGCCGAUAAAGACUGGUCAACCUUCCUGACCUCAGCCUUUCUACGUCAAGAAAAACAAUAUCGCAUCGUCAACCCGAACCUGGCUGGACUUUAUUCCCAGAGAGCAAACACUUUACAGUCCAACCCUGAUAGGAUGGUCUCGCUCACAUCACUCCAAGCAAGCAAAAGCUUGGAGAGGCAGUCAAACAGGGCCUCGUGGAUGAACUGGUGGAAAACCACCGUGUCUGUGGACGACUACUUCAGGUACCUCGCCAACCAGGAGACAGAUUUCCUCCACGUCAUCUUCCAAAUGUAUGAAGAGGAGGUGCCUGUGGAGAUUGUAGCCCCUGUCAGAGAGUCCCUAAAGAUUCCGCACCCACCUGCCUUGCUAGAAGAUGAAGAGCCAGACUUUGUGCCAGGAGAGUGGGAUUGGGACACGGUGCUGGGGCACAGGCUAGGAACUAAGAGGACCAGCCUCCUGGAAGAACCCCACAAAAUCCUGAGCCUGCAGAAGCGUCUGGAGCGGCUGUGGUCCAUGCUUGAGGUCCCCGACAAGGACCGGCUGGACAUGGCCAUCAAGUACAGCUCCAACGCCCGUCUGAGGCAGCUGCCUUCUUUGGUGAGUGCCUGGGAGCGGGCCCUGCGGCCCAUUCAGUUGCGGGAGGUGUUGCUGGGGAGACUGGAGUGGUUUGAGCGACAAGCCUCUGACCCCAACCGCUUCUUCCAAAAGACUCACCUGGGUCUGAGUAGCUUCCUGGAGGAGAAUCAGGUCCGCAGCUGUCUACACAGGAAGCUCCAUCUAGUGGAGGCUCCUUUGGCUUCCCUCCUGAAGGAGAUUGAGUUAAUCUUCGGCGAGCCAGUGACCUUCAAGGGGCGGCACUACUUGGACAAGAUGAAGCGCGACAAAGUGGAGAUGCUCUACUGGCUGCAGCAGCGACGACGGGUCCGCCACCUGGUCCAGGCCCAGAAGGCCUCCCACCAGUCGGCCGUAUUCAGGAGGUUCAGCGGCCAGCCUUUAAUAGCUCCUGAGAAUACUCCCAAUACGCUUUGAUCAGGCCAAGUGCCCUCAGAUCCCCCCUCACCCCCAAACACCCAGCAGCUCAUCCAGACCUCUUGACUGCUUUGGAAGAAGAAAUAUCUAGGCCUGCACGGUUCAGGAACAUUGUGUUUCUGACUACCGAGGGACUGAGAUGAACACUUUAUUUUGACCAUGAAGCUCUCGUAAAAGAAUCCCCAAGCCCAGUGUUCCCAUUUGUGUCAAGCCAUGCGCAAUACAGCCAAAGUCUCAUAUAUCAAAAGAACUGAGAUCGUCCCUUGGAGUUCAUUGUAACAGGAAAUGUCAGACAGAAGCAAACCAUCACCUUGGGAACACCUCAGCGUUUCUGUCAUGCUACAUUAAAUUGGCUGAUUAGAGCCCCAAAUCAAGAGGCUCUAUGGCAUAAUGAUUAAGAGCUAGGGCUGUGGGGCCCAGCCCCAUGGCCUAGUGGUUAAGUUCAGUGCUUUCCACUUUGGGAGCCCGGGUUCAGUUCCCAGGCACGGACCUAAACACAGAUGUUAGCUCAGGGCAAAUCUUCC